AACAUGACAAACCACACUAUGGUGACAGAAUUCACCUUGCUGGGUAUCCCUGAAACAGAGGGCCUGGAGAAUGUCUUGCUCUUCCUCUUCUCAGCUUUGUAUGCCUGUGCUCUGCUGGGAAACUUGCUCCUUCUUACUGCAGUCAUCUCUUCCCCACAACUCCACACUCCAAUGUACUUUUUCUUGGGCAACCUCUCCAUCUUUGAUAUGGGUUUCUGUUCCACUACAGCCCCAAAGAUGUUGUCAUAUCUCUCAGGACGGGGUGGAGGGAUCUCUCUUCAGGGAUGUGUUGCUCAGCUCUUCUUCUAUCAUUGUCUGGGUUGCACAGAGUGCUUCCUAUACACAGUGAUGGCCUAUGACCGCUUUGUUGCCAUAUGCUUCCCUUUGAGAUACACAAUCAUCAUGAACCACAGAGUAUGCUGUGUCUUGGCCACGGGGACCUGGAUGAGUGGCUGUGUGCAUGCCACUAUCCUAACUUCCCUCACUUUCCAGUUGCCCUACUGUGGCCCCAGCAAUGUGGGUUAUUAUUUCUGCGACAUGCCUGCAGUGUUACCGCUUGCCUGUGAGGACCACUCUCUAGCACAGAGGGUAGGCUUUACAAAUGUUGGUCUUUUGUCUCUCAUUUGCUUUUUCCUCAUCCUUGUGUCCUACACUCGAAUUGGGAUCUCUAUCUCAAAAAUCCGCUCAACGGAAGGCAGGCAGAGAGCGUUCUCCACCUGCAGCGCCCACCUCACAGCCAUUCUCUGUGCUUAUGGGCCAGUCAUCAUCAUCUACCUUCAGCCCAAUCCUAGUCCAUUGCUUGGUGCAGUUAUUCAAAUUUUGAACAAUCUUGUGACACCGACUAUCAACCCAUUGAUCUACAGUCUGAGGAAUAAGGAUGUGAAAGCAACCCUGAGGCAUAUAUUUCUUAAGAGAAGUCUCAGUUUGGAAAGCAAAUGA
This is a messenger RNA of Rattus rattus (black rat), 939 nucleotides long. RefSeq names its product putative olfactory receptor 10D4. Gene Ontology annotation, cellular component: membrane. Gene Ontology annotation, biological process: G protein-coupled receptor signaling pathway. Gene Ontology annotation, molecular function: olfactory receptor activity; G protein-coupled receptor activity. Lineage: Eukaryota; Metazoa; Chordata; Mammalia; Rodentia; Muridae. The coding region runs from base 4 to 939 and encodes 311 amino acids. The record is from RefSeq and is a predicted model, not a curated record. The transcript has a single exon.